UAAUUUCCUCUUAAAAGGAUUUUUGUGUGUUUUUAUAUAGGUUAAGGACACGUUCUGGAUUAUUUCCUUUCAAAAUAAAUCACUGCACUAGUUUAAAUAUUAGGCUAUCAAUUGUGUUCAUAAGCUCUAUAGUCACAGUUUAUUUUAUUACAUACCCUGAUUAAACGUGUUAAGACACUAUUUGAACUAUAGGCUAUGUGAACCAUAAUGGGUCUGCAGUGUCACUUUAAAGGCAACUGGUCAAAAUGUGACUGUUGGCUUGUCCUUUAUACUCACUGAAAUGAGGAGGUCAACACAAAUAACAAUCAACAGAAAUAAUCAAGCCCUCACAAAACACCCUCUCUAUCUCUCUCUCAUUCUCUCUGUCUAUCUCUCUCUCUCUUUCUGUUUAUCUGUGCAUGUGUGUGUGUGUGUGUGCGCGCACGUUUGGUUGUGUAUUGUGACCUUCUCAUGGCUAGCGUAAUCCUUGCUAAUCCAAGUCCCUAAGUGAUUCCAUGGCACAGUGCUUGGGAAUGCUGCACUGUUGCCGUUCUACACCUACAACCACCGCUGACGGGGACAUGGCCCUCAAAAGCUCACAUCUCUCUCUUCUCCUCAUCAGUUUGUGUUCAACACUGCUGCUCUGCUCGGCAUGCCCCUCGCUGUGCUCAUGUAUGUAUCAAGGGGGCAGUAAUGACACUGGACUCAGAUUUGUGGAGUGUAAGGAUCCGGCCAUCGUUAUGGUCCCAGCAGACGUACCAUCAGAUACCUUCAAGCUGAGGUUGCAGAAGACAUCAGUUGUUCGUGUGCCAAAGGCUUCCUUUUCAUCACUCGGGCGACUUCUGUACCUGUGGCUCACCUACAACUCCAUCACAACACUUCACCCACGUAGCUUUGCCAAUCUCUCCGCCCUCCACGAACUGCGAUUGGAUGGGAACCUCCUGUCAGUCUUUCCCUGGGAUGCACUUAGAGACAUGCCCCGCCUCCGCACGCUGGGACUUCACAACAAUCGCUUAACCCGGAUCCCUGUGCAUGCAGCACGUUACCUUGGUAACAUCACUUAUUUAGAUCUGUCAAGUAAUAGACUGACCACCUUGCCCAAUGAAGUGAUUGCUGGCCUGCCCUUCUAUCCACCCUUCGACCCUGCUCAGCCCCAAAGGAGAGUAGUGCUGGGUCUGCAGGAUAACCUGUGGGUGUGUGACUGUCGUCUCGCUCUUCUUUUGGAGUUGAGUAGAACAACGGAAUCGUAUCUUGUUCUGUUGGACCGCUAUAUCGUGUGUAGCGGCCCAAAGGAUUUUUCAGGCGUUCCUUUCCAGAGUGUGGAACUGCCUCACUGCGUCAAACCCUCUGUUUUGACCUCCACCACAAAGAUCACCACUCCGCUAGGAAGUAACGUGAUGGUGCGGUGCGAAGCGACAGGCUUUCCCACACCAGCUCUCAUCUGGAUCAAAUCGGCAGGCCCCAACGACAGUAACACAGCAUGCUGCAGAGAUAUCAACGCAACAGCACUAAAAGAGAAAUUGCCACGGCGUUUGCCAAGUUUCCUCCAGAACUCCCCACAGGUGGGCCUCCGGUGGUCCGUCAUCAGCCUGAACGGGAUCUCGUACGGAGACGCUGGGGAGUACCGCUGCAGGGCACACAACAUGGCGGGCUCCUCUGAGGCGUCCAUCAGCGUGGACGUAGUCAGAGUCGUGGCCAAAAAAUCAGCAUUCAAGACACCUGCCCAGAAACUCAGGAAUGGAUCGCCCCUUCCCCCUCCCUCACGAAACGGUCCCUCCGUUUCAAACGCUUCCCCCGGGCGGUACAUGAACGCCCCCAAAGCCAGCCGGGAUAAAAUGAAAAGGGAAAAGAUGAAAAGGAACAAGAUGAGCGCCCUGCAAAUGCAAUGACCUCUCCUUUGCAUUUUGGAAAUACAUUUUUACUGAAUGUUUUUUGUUUGAACUUUAAAAACUUUAGUGUGGAUGUAUACCAGUUCUGUCUUGUAUGUUGUAUGAUAUGUGAUGUGCUUCUAAGAGGCUAAUUGUUCCAAUUUGAUCCAUUUGCCUCCUCUUAAAGACAGUCAUUUCCCCACUCACCCAGUAGGAUUUCUCAUCAUUAGAACAGAAGAUGGCUGGGCUGAUGAGUUCUUCCAUUCUUGCCAAAGGUCGUUGACCUCUGUGCCUUACUGUAAAUGGCCUCUCUCUACAGUGGCACCUGCAGUCCAGUUCUGUGGAGACUCUAACUUAAGGUCACUGGAUCUGCUCACUGUCUAGUUGUUAAGCUGUUGCUUGUCUAAGGGUCAUGCCUUGGAUUCCUUUCACAAUCUGUUCAUGUAUUGAAUUCGCUUGUAAAUGAAAUGGGAAUAUAUUUGUGUAGUAUUAAUUGUGUCAUCUACAGUUCAGUACGGGCAGUGAUAUAUGACCAUAUGAUGCAAUUGAUAAAUGGAAAAUGUUUGACAAAGAUCUUAACUGAAUGAUUUAAUCAGACAAAAACCCUCAGAGCAGGUCUCAAAACGACUAGGUGAACUACUGAAAUUAUGAAUAUGUGAUAGUGUGUUAAUACUGCAAGGACUGUGAUUGAUUGACUGUGUUAAUGUUUUCUAAAAGAGAGGACGAUUCAGUAAAAUAAUGCAACUCUGAAUGUGUUUGUUAAAGUGGUUAUUAUUUUAUUUUCUCACACCUUUAGAUGGAGAUGAGCUGCUGUUCUUCAGUUUGUGGUGGAAUUGUCACCAACUGCAGCACUGUAUUUCGGAAAUAAGGAAGAGAAACUUAUUGUAUAACGAAAUAGAAACUGAUCUGAGGCUCUGUGUCAUUCGGUGCUACUGCGGUACGGAGUCUUUGGAAUAUAAUCACAGUGACCUGGAGGUUUUUUUUCCAAGGUGUUUUAGAAUAAUGUUGUCUAGAUGCCAAGUUAAUUUUCAUUUGGCACUUCCAACAAUAAUAUAAUUCCGGUAUAAUGGGUUUCAAACAAGGAUUUAAUCGGACCAAGAUUCUAAUUGUGAAUAGUUGUCUUUGUUGCAUUGACUCAAUGCAUGAAUGUGUAUGUGAAUGAAUUUGAAGUUUUACUGGUUUUUGUUAACCUUCCAAAACAAAGAAAUUAUCUUUUCUUCA
Molecule: messenger RNA, 3068 nt
Organism: Clupea harengus (Atlantic herring)
Lineage: Eukaryota; Metazoa; Chordata; Actinopteri; Clupeiformes; Clupeidae
Gene: lrit3b
Product: leucine-rich repeat, immunoglobulin-like and transmembrane domains 3b
Molecular function (GO): protein binding
Source: RefSeq, a predicted model, not a curated record